This is a messenger RNA of Argiope bruennichi, 2271 nucleotides long. RefSeq lists its product as uncharacterized. The transcript has 6 exons. The record is from RefSeq and is a predicted model, not a curated record. The coding region runs from base 289 to 930 and encodes 213 amino acids. Lineage: Eukaryota; Metazoa; Arthropoda; Arachnida; Araneae; Araneidae.
GAAAUGACGCGGACUUGGGAUAUCUGACGUGGUGUGAUUGUGGUAUAUAUAAAGAAUCUUAUAAAUACAUUCAUUUCCCAUUUUAACUGGGUACCCAUUUGAUCAUCCGUAAUGGAACUUUUCAUUUGGCUUUUAUUUUAACUAUUGGAGGAUCCUUUGCCUUCCAGUGUGAUGAAAGAAAGAAAUGCGACGAUACUGUAAUUCAAGAAUUAUCUCAUUUGGGAUACUUUCCAAAUAAAGAGCAAUUGUCAAGAUUAUGUCCGUUCUACCGCUUUUAAAUGCGAUGAAAUGACCUGUGACGAGGCACCAUUUGAAGAAUUGGCUCAGCUGGAAUAUAGACCGAAUAGAGAAGAGCUGUUACGUUUAUGCCCGUCAAUUUUGGACUUUUUUAAUUGUUACUUCAGAGGUGUCAAGAACUGUUUAGGAAGGGAGGUUGAAGAAAUAGCAGAAUCUGGGGAUGGAAUUGCUUCGUCUAUUGCAAAAUCUCUUUUAAGUACAAGAAGUCUGGCUGUUGAAAUGUGUGAUGAGUACUCCACUUUACAUAAAAAUUACCUUGAAAACGUGGAGUGCUUUGAAAGUUUAGUCGUGGAAGACUCACCUGUUUGCACGCAAAAAGGUGGAAUGUAUGCUGAUGCAUUUUUGAGACACUUCCAUAAUCUGGAAAAUGAAAAUCUGGAUUGGGAAGAACUCUACUGCUUGGAGCGAUUGUAUGCAUUGGCCUGUUUUGCCGAACAGGUUGAGAUGACUUGUGGUGAAGUAGCCAGAAAAACGUUCCUGAAUAUACUAGAAAAAGUCAGAGGCGCUACAUUUGUAGAAUGUGACAUAGAAAAUCCUCUGAGUUUGAAACGAUCGUUUUUUGAUUUCUUAGAGCUAGGAGGCAAAAGAUCUGAGCUUUACAGGUCCGUAUUUCAGACAUUCAGAAAACGAUAAGACAAACAUUUUUCACGAAUUCUGUAUAUCUUUGUAGAAUUGUGGAAAAGUGCUGGAGUAUAUCUUGUAAUAACUAUAAAAUACUGAUAUAAAUAAAAGGAAUUAAAUGAAAUAAAAAGAAAAGAAAACAUAUUAUCAAAUGUACUUUACACAUGAUAUUUUCGUGUAAUAACACAAUGUAAAUGAAUGUUUUAUGGUACAACCUUUCUUCCUUUUUUAUAUUUUCAUCAUUUUAGUUUUUUAUUCCACAUAUUAUUAUUGACUAUUGAAUGCUAUGAAGUCUAUAACAUAAAUAAAGUGGUAAUUCGAAAUAUAGACUAUGAAAUAGGAAAUGUGAUACAAAAAUAAAUUGUAACUAUUUUCGACAGCCGAUAAACUUUCCUCGAACAUAAAAUAUAAUCUUUUGUUGAAAAAAAUUAACCAUUCAAUUUUUAUUUUUAAUUACAAAAAAAAAUCUAACUAUAUACUAUGUAUAUAAAAAAAGAAAAUAUUGUUAUCACCAAAGUAUAUAACUUAGAGUUUGAUGAAACUUCACGUUUCAAACCUUCUUAAAUCCAUGUAAAGCAUUUCUUUUCCAUUUAUAUCAAUUUCUAUAUGUAUCGGUGUUUAGGAAUUUUCUUAUUCUCAAGUCCGUAAAAAGUAUUUUCGAUUUAUAACUUUUUCUAUAUAUACAUAACGAUCAGUAUAACUCUGAACAAUUAACUCAAAAAGAAUUAAAUCAGAUAUAUAAAAAUCGUUUUACUUAAUUCAGAAACUCUGUGUUAAAUUUCAAACAGUGGUUUUUCAUAGGAAAUUCGCUGUCGCUACAAUUCUCAUACCGCAUAACUGAAAAACAAUGCGAGUUCCAUGCAGGGUGUCCCAAAAAGUUUCUUUAACUAAAAGAACAUUUUGGAUUUACGUUUCUCUCUAUAUACAUGCAUUGAUAUCUCUAAAUCUAAAUUAAAUCCUAAUUUUUAUCUUAAUUUAAUCCAAUUAACUUCAUUCUAAAAUAUUAUCUAAUAUCCUGAUAGAAUUCCACCUUUUUUUUUAUUUAUUGAAUGCUGCACUAGCUCUGUAAAACUGCUGAAAUCAGCACUUUCACACUCUCCAAGGGAAGGGAUAAAAAUAUACUCUUCCAAGCAAAUUCUUUUAAAAGAUACAUAUGUUUCCCUUUCCUAAGUCUACACGUGUCAAAGAAUCCUUAUCAGAAUCUCAUAGCAUAAAAUCACUCGGGAAAAAUAUUUUGGGCUCUUUUGCAUUUGUAUCGCGAUGUGAAUGGACAUCAGUUUCAUUGUCGCUUUUUGUUUUUACAUAAAUUAUACCUCCCGGAAUGGAAUAAAUCAGAAGUUUUAAAAUUUCAAA